Molecule: messenger RNA, 1555 nt
Organism: Octopus sinensis (East Asian common octopus)
Lineage: Eukaryota; Metazoa; Mollusca; Cephalopoda; Octopoda; Octopodidae
Product: homeobox protein Hox-B7-like
Exons: 3
Coding region: 135-1226 (363 amino acids)
Biological process (GO): positive regulation of transcription by RNA polymerase II
Cellular component (GO): nucleus
Molecular function (GO): DNA-binding transcription factor activity, RNA polymerase II-specific; RNA polymerase II cis-regulatory region sequence-specific DNA binding
Source: RefSeq, a predicted model, not a curated record
GAUUAAUUACAUAGUUGUUAUUAUAAGUUAUAAUUUAUCAUAGAUUUUUAAUAUAUUUGAAAAGGAAAAAAUAUACGUGCCUAAUAAGUACACACACAAAAACACAUAAAUAUAUUCAAAUAUUGCCUUGAAAAAUGGAUCAACGGAUGUACGGAAUGAAUGCCCCGGCUCUGCACCAUUAUCCCGCCACAUUCCCAACGACAUAUGGUUUGGCACAGUCUUUCCAAAGACAAACGCCGUUUUCUUCCAUGUACGGAGCUGCCGGACUGGGAAACAGUGGACUUGGAUAUUCAGCUCACCAAGCAGCAUCCGAAUGGGGUUUCCACCAUGGUACGUCAAACUUAUCCAUGAACCUGAACGGAGGACUUAACGGGAGUUGUGCAGCGGCCGCGGCCGCGAACUUUUUAUCGUCAAGAGACUCGGUGGUGGCACAGGAGUACUUUACAAAUGCCGCCAACUCAGCGUCACAAGUGGCCGGACCGCUGUCCUCAGUGAUGACAGGGAGUAUGCUGUCGUCGGUGAAGAGCAUGACCAACGGUAGUGUCGGUGGCGGAGGAGGCGGUGGUGGUGGAGGCGGUGGAAACGGUGCAAGUGACGGUAGUGGUGGAGGCAGCGGCAGUGGUGGUGCCGGUGGUGGCCUUGGCUCAGGUGUCGCUGGACACGUUUCUGGACAUAGCCUCGUUGGUGGAGGUGCCAAUUCUGUACCGUAUUGUGAUUCCAUCAAUUCCUCCAGUUACGCCACCCCUUUCUCCGCCAUCCACCCCGUUUCAUUAGCCAUGCAAUCAGCCACAACCAACAUCUCAUCAAAAUCAUCAGAUUCCCAUAACUCUUCAUCGUAUAAACUUGAUUUAACAACUAAGCCCAGAAAAGAAAGGACUGCAUUUACAAAACAUCAAAUACGGGAAUUGGAAAAAGAAUUCGCAAUUCACAAUUACCUCACCAGACUUCGGCGUUACGAGAUUGCUGUUGCUCUUGACCUUACAGAACGACAGGUUAAAGUCUGGUUCCAGAACCGUCGGAUGAAAUGGAAACGAGUAAAAGGUGCACAGCUAGUAAAAGACAAAGUGACUGGCCAGUUGAAACCUCUGAUGACUUCUAGUGUCACUUCUACGGGGAGUCCGAUAAGAGCGUAUGGCGAUUCGCUAAAAGAAGGGAAUUCUGUGAUAAAACAAACAGAUUUUGAUUAUCACGACGAAGUGAAGGAAAAACUUGCCAAGCAAUCAUGACCGUUUGUAGGUACCCAUUUGGAUCCUGCAUGGCCAUAUACAUACGAAUACAAAAUCACACAGUCACACAGACAAAAACAAAGGUGUGUGCCCUUUACGUACGGAGCUGUUGAAGCCUUAGUUUCAAACAAUAAAAUUGGAACUAGAUUUAUCUGAAGGCUAUUAUACAUAUAUUCGGGACCUACUUACAUGACACCCAGUAACAUAUAUGCUCCGAAGCGGCAGCAAUAUUAUGUGGGCUUGAACCAGAAUCAGUGAGUUUAACGUGUGCAACACGAUUAUUAACCAAUUUCUGAAUAAGAAAAAAGAGAAAUGUGUAUCAAUAUUUA